Messenger RNA from Mixia osmundae IAM 14324, 1269 nucleotides. RefSeq lists its product as uncharacterized. The record is from RefSeq and is a predicted model, not a curated record. The coding region runs from base 1 to 1269 and encodes 422 amino acids. The transcript is spliced from 2 exons. Lineage: Eukaryota; Fungi; Basidiomycota; Mixiomycetes; Mixiales; Mixiaceae.
AUGAAGGCACAGUUGGCUGCUGGCGUUGCGCAGAUCGUCAUCUGCGGCUUCGGCUGCUUCAUAUCAAGUUGCGUCUGCGGCAUCGUCGUCUUCAGACAGCGCUCUCAAGAUCUGCUCUACAAAAGUUUGGCCCUGCUUGUCAUUGCUUUCUUGCUGCCAUGCUGGGUUGGCAUCGCCGUGUAUGCAACCGGCGUAAGCGGGUAUGGUCCACCGGACACGUGGCCAAUACUCCUCUGCAAAUGGCAAGGCUACUUCGAGAACAUGUACGCGCAUAUCGUUGCAGCUGCAUCGUUGCACUACUGUCUCAUGUGUCUCGAGCUCAUCCUCAAGACCGACGCAACUCUAGCCGAAGUUCGAUACAGCGUUCACGUCAGUCCGUCCAAUACGAUACAUCCUGCUUCCGCCGAUUCGCGAGGAUGGUGGCAAAAGCGCAUCGACAAGGUCAUCAUUGCAGUAUGGCUCUGGGCUGCUUCAGUCUCCCUCAUCUUCGUCGGUCUCGCUGUGCACUGGGACGCCAUCGGCCCUCAAUAUGUCGAAUGCGGCCUCGUCAACCAUCUCUGGCUCGGCUUCAUCGGCUUGCAGGCCGGCAUAUUCUCUACGGUCCCCAUGGCUUGGAUUGUAGGCUUGUGCCUGUAUCACAUCCGUCGUAUCUGGCGACACCAGGCAGCAAUGCAAGACUCGCUCCGGCCAACUUCUCAAGACUGUAUCGUCACUGUCGAAACCCACCACGAGACGCAUCACGACUUUCCAUCGUACAGCUAUGCGUCGCGCAGAUCGCCCGUUCCAUCAGAUCACAGCUUUCUCGAUGAGGGCCUGCAACUUGACACUGUCUCGGAAAAGGACGAGCGCGAAAGCCUGGGCGAUACAAUCUCGAUCAGAGGGCGUUCUUUCAUCGACAUCGAAGAGCCAAGCGAAAAAUCAGAAGUUCAUGCCGAACAGACUGCUCCCUUUGGUCAGUUGGUUCAGCUGCCCGACAAGCGCCCAGGCCGCCCAUCUCAUUUUGCCAAUUCACUCGCAUGGAUCUAUUUGCGGCUCGCUCUGCUGGGUCUACUCUAUAUUGGAGGGCAGAUCCUCUGCGCAGCUACUUUGAUCCAGUCGCUCAUACAGGGCUAUCCUCCCCGGACAUACUCUGCUGCCGAUCUGUCUAUCCAGGCAGUCUGCUUUGGACCAUUCAUGGUGUUCUGCAGCGCACCUGCUUGCGUCGAUUUCGCCGUCGAUAAAUGGCUCGAUGUCAAGGACAAACUGUCUAGACGACCUUCGAUUGAAUAG